AAGAAGAUGAGGAUGAUGAGGAGGAUGAAGAAGAAGAGAAGGAAGGUGCUGCUGAUGAAGAGGAAGAUGAUGAAGCUUCUCCUGAACCCAUCUCCACCUCUGAGGAUGAAGAGUCUGACGUGCCCGUCGACACCGAGGACAGCGACGAAGCCGAAGAUGAAGACGAAGAAAAAGAUGAAGACGAUGCGUUCACUGACACCUCGGACGUCAGUGAACCUGCACCUCUUGCCAGUGACGAUGACGAUGAUGAUGAUGAAGAUGACAGACUAGCUGAGGGCGUCACAUCUGACAGCGAUGACAUCAUGGCAGAAGACACCGAUGAUGACCUCGAGCUUCCUCCUGUUCCCGCUGACACUGAGGAUGAUGAAGAUGAGGACGAUCAGAAGGUCGCUGAGGAGGAAGAUCUUCCUCCUUUGCCUGCUGUGGAAGAUGAUGACGAUGAUGAUGAGGAGGAAGACGUCAAAGUUGCUGAAGACAUUGACGAAGAUGACGAUGAGGAAGACGUCAAAGUUGCUGAAGACACUGACGAGGAUGACGAUGACGAGGACAUCUCCGUUGCCUCCUCCGAGCACUUUGCAGACGACGAAGAUGAUGAGGAAGACAGCGACCUCAAAGACGAGGACCUCGACAGAGACGACCUUGUUGACCUCGAGGAUGAAGAUCUCGACAAACCUGAUGAUGUCAUUGAAGAAGACGUCCAUGAAGAUGAUGAUGACGAUGAUAAAGAGGAGGAGGAGGAGGUCCCUCCCCUUGAGAGCACAGACAGCGGCGUGUUAGGCGACGAAGACGACGAUGACGACGUCACAGACGACGACUCUGUCGUGUUCAGUGACGACGUCUCCUACGACACGACCGAUGAAGACGACGAAGAUAUCGACACCAGCUCACCUGAGGUCGAUGAAGACGACGAAAAAGAGAUCACGGCAACUAUUGUUGACGCCGAAGAAGAUCACGAAGUUGUCACGCCGGAGUCUUUAGCAAGCAAGGACGAAGAAGACGACGACGACGAUGAUGAUGGCGAUAAGGAAGACGAUGAUGAUGAUGAUGAUGAUGAUGAUGUGGAUGACGUCUUGCUAGCAGCUACCGCUGCAGCAGCAUUCAGCGUCCAGGAGGAGGCAGCGAAGGCCGAGGAAGACGCAGAGGAGGACGAGGACGAGGCCAAAGAGGCUGCUGACGAAGACAAGGAAGAAGAAGAGGCUGAGACUGAAGAAACAGUCACCUGUCAGCCUGCCGCCCUCGAGGAGGAGGACGAGGCAGAAGAUGAAGAGCCGACAGCUGAACUGAAGAAAACCGUCGACGAGCCUGAAGACAAAAAAGAGGAGGACGAUGAAGACGACGAUGGUGAGAAGGCGACAGUGGACGUGAUCAAACCUGUGCCUGAACCUGAGGAGGAAACAGCAAAGGCUGAACCCGCAGUGUGCUCCUGUGCGCCGCCUGCAAAGGCCAAAGAGUCUGCAACCAAGACUGCAGAGAAGAAAGACACUCCGAGGAGAGUUUCAGCUGUGAGAAGGAAAAAAGACCGUGAAUCUGUGACAGAGCCAAAGAGGAAAGCUCUUCCCAGAAUUUCAGGUCUGGGGGCAAAAAUCAGGAGGACCAGGAAAAUCCCUAAUAUUUUCAAAGCCAAGAAAGUGGAAAAGACCAAGACUGCCAAAGCAGAGACCAAAAAACAAGAGACUGCAGAAUCUGCACAAGAAGUCGGUCCUUGCAGACCUGCACCCGUCUACUGCCCCUCUCCACCCGGCUGGUACGUUCAUCACGUUGUCACAGACAACCCGUACCCUCCUCCAAACAUGCCAGCCCCCGCUGCUCCUGUUCUCACCGCCCACCCAGUCCAUCCCGGAGCUCCACCUAUGCAGCCUUUCUAUCAGCAGCCACCACCUUACUAUCAGUAUCAACCAUACCCACCACCAGCACAGCAGGUGACGCAGCCUCAACCGGAACCAGCACAGCCUCAACCAGAACCAGCAGAGCCUCAACCAGAACCAGCAGAGCCUCAACCAGAACCAGUGCAGCCGGUUCCAUCAGCUGAACCAGAGCAGCCAGAAGUCCCAGAACCAGAGGCUCCUGUUCAGCCUGAGGUCCAAACUCCAGCUGCUGAGGCUGAGCCUGCUGUCGCUCCAGUCCAGGAACCAGAGACUGUUGAGGAAGAAGUGAAGGCUGCCCCUGCCAAGAAAGCUGAAAAGAAGAAAGCGAAGGCUGCUGAUUCAGAAAAAGGUGCUGAUGAGAAAGACAAACCCAAAGCAAAGAAAGAGCCAACAGCAAAAAAAGAGAAAACCAAAAGUGAUGCAGUGGAUAAGAAAGAGCCAGCUGCAAAAGAGAAAACCAAAGCUGCUAAGAAAGAGCCUGCAGCUGCAAAACAGAAGAAGAAAUCUGAAAAGACAGAAGCAUCAGCUGUCAAGAGCAAAGCCAAAGCAUCGACGCCCAAGAAAGACGCAGAACCAGAACCACGUCCUCAGCCCAUCAGGCUGAGACCAAGACUAGAAGUGAGGAAGGCGAAUGUAACAAAGGAAGAGAAAGCUGCAUCAGCCAAGACAAGAUCAAAAUUAUUGGUGGACAAGAAAAGCAAAGCUGAGAAGGCUGAAAAGAAAUCUGUCAAAGAGGCUCAAGAUAAAGUGAAAGAACCAGCUCAAACAAAAGAGUCCCAGACUGAAGACAAUACUACAGAAAAGAAGAAAACAGGCCAGAGAUACUUCCAGUGCAUUUACAUCCCUGGUAAACACGCACAGUACCCGCUGCGACCUUUCACCCCGGCCAUGUCCCCCACCGUGAUGUCCCCUGCGCUCAAGUCCAUGUUGGAUCAGCAUAGAGCAGCGAGGACGUCGGGGCAAUAGGACAACCUGAACUCUCGCCUCGUUUCUGAUACAGCCGCGUCUCCCGGUCCAGCAGGGGGCGGUGCUUUGAAAUCUGUGAAAUCCUUAAAUUCUGGAGGAAAAGAAACACAGACGGAGAUCAGAGUGGACAGAACUAUUUUGUCUUUAAUUUAUUGAAAUGUUAUUUUUCUCUCUGUGGUCGAGCUCCUGGGGUUUCUGCUCAUAUUUCCCAUUUUCCUCUCAGCUGAUGCUUUUCGCUACUUCACUAGCUGUCACUGCCACGGCCUGCUUGUGUGUCUUAGAUAUGAUAUAAAAAUCAUCAACAUCCAAAACAAAGAAGCAUUUGUGAAUACUGUUUUCAUAACUCUAAUAUUCUAAUGUACAUAAUGCUUAUAUUUGUAAUUUAGGGUGAUAAUAAACAUACAAGUUUUGGCAUGUUGUUGUUUUUUUUGCAGUUUGAGACUUGAAUUGAAUUUAACACAUAUAUUAAGACAUUUGCACUGAAAACAACUAAAGUUUUAAAAUAUAUUUUUAAAGCUGCACAUUGUAUCUGGAUGCAUUUACCUUGGAAGAGAUCGAGACAAGGACUGCAUUCGUACCCUGACUUGUAACUCAAGGAUGUAAAACCCUAAAUCCACAUCCUGUUUUCAUCUGAAUCAUCGAUUUAAAUCACCCUCAUCCUGCUGUGCAUCAUAACGAGACCAGUUGUGUUUUGCCGCUUCGCUGAACAGAUUAGCAUGCUAAUGUUGGAGAGGGUGGGGGGGUCAGAUCCCAGGAGCUCCCACUGUUGAUCCAGGCGGCCUCCUUGUCUCUGAUCAUGAGUGUGAACAUCCGUCUCAUCAACAUGCUAAAUGUUGUCGAGCGAUGAAUAACAAUGAGGCAUUUUUUUCUUCUUAGAUGACCUGAAUCAGGCGGGAGCAUGCACCUAACGUGAAUAUGCUUCACUGAAGUGAAAAGGCGUGACCGGUUUUUCUUAGUUUAAAUGUAAUUGUUUGAUUGUUUUUCAUUCCGUGACACUUUUUUGCUAGUUUAACUUCAAACGGGGCGACAUUGAAGUUAAAGUUUACAGUUUCCUCAUCUAAUACCAAUAAUCAACCAAUACUUGAAUACUGUUUGUUUUUCAUAAUUGGCCUUUUGUUUCCAACGUCCUUGUCAGUGCGUCAUAUUCGCUGCAUGUAGGAUCUCACAAAUAAUCUUUAACAUGUUCAGAGACGGGGAGUCCGUACGGGACGACUUUGAUGUGACCAACUAAUGAGACGCCGUGAUGUCUGCUACAGUGGAUAAAUGUCAUUUUUAUCCCGUUAUAAUCAUCAGCUUAUUUAUUAAGCCUGAUACGUAUUUUCAGUUACCUCACUCGCUCUGGUUUUGCGCCACUCGACCACCGAGGCCUGACGCCUUGUCGUCGUCGUCGUUGUUGUUGCAAGACUGUUGCUGAGCAUUAUCAUGAUCAAAUUUGCUUUUGUCUUACUGAAUGAAAACCUUGACUGAAAAGAACCAAAAGGGUUUUUCUUUCACACUUGGCUUAAUCCUGGGAUAAGACCCACAUUAGUCCAAAUCCUGCUGUAGUGUUCGCCCUAAACUAACAGUUCACACUUACAGUUCCCUAAGCUGUUGAUAAUCCACGAGGUGUCCUGAUGUUAAUGCCUGCAGGAUUUUAAAAUUCAGCUUCACCUGUGAGCUACAUGGUAAUGCGGUGUAAGGCACUGGUACUAUUGCAAUGGUUAGAAACAGUUCAAUAGCUUGUAGACUGACUUAGAGUAAUCUACUUAUCCUCAUUGUACUGGAGGUCUAGUCACAUUGUUUUAGAGUUCUUCCCCAGAAAGUCUUAAAGUCUGUUCAGACUUAAUUUCAGAGGUGAUGCAAAUGCAUACAAAGUCGAUGGAAAGAUUUAAAGGGGAAAGGAGCGACCGCAGAUUUAAUCAAGUUAGUGCAAACUUAAGGUGAAGAUGCUGACCUAACCGAGUUCCUGUUGAGUUUUGCCAUGAGUCAGAAGCAGCGUCUCAGUUCGGAGACUUCCGUUAGUACUCUUCUUCGAUGUAGUACAAUGUGUACUUCCUUAUUUAGAGCGCCAGUUUCAGCAGGACGUACCAGAAAUGAUUAUGAGAACAUUUCACCACUUCUUCUUGCUGGAUUGGAACCAUUGGUGCCAACAUUUGACCACCAAAAUGUGAAUAUGUACAACUUACAUUUGUAUUUACCAGGUGAAUACUGCUAAGAUCAAUGUAAAGUGGUGAAUUUUACCACAACUGAUUCAGUUCCAGCAGCUUCCUCAGCCACCAUUUUCACAAGGCUUGGUGGUCCCUUCCCUUCAGCUAUGCGACUGCUGAGAGCAAGAAGCGUCUGUUUGCUUUUAUUUUUACCGUUAUGCAGCCAGGUACUCCAUAAAGCACACUUAUGGACUCAAAUACCCCUGUAGAGCUUGCUAAUUGUGCAAUAAAGCCAGGGUUAGGGUUAGGGUUAGGGUUAGGGUCUGAACCAAAUGCAGCAUGCUUAGCACGCCGACUACAGGCUUCUAAUUUUUGAGUGUGAAACCCGAGAGGCUUGAUGUAAACUCUUGGUUAAUAAGUCCAAGUGUGAAAUGAGGUCAAGUUAGCCCCGGGCUCCCUGUAGGCCUGCAGGGUUUAGGUCAACAGGCCGGAGAAAUGAGAGUGUGAAGAGUCCUCGAGAUCAAAUGAGAUGUGACAAGCUUUAAACUGUGUGUGCGGCGUUUUAAAGACACCGGGUCGGUGUUUGUUUAUAGACGAACCUUUUUUAAAUCUUAUUCCAGUGAGGAGACGCAGCAGUAAGCUGCUGUCUGGAGGCCCGGCAUGAAUGAACGAUAUUAACAGACAGUAAUUGCACCGUACAGCUGGAGCUGUGUACUGUAAUUAUGCUUUUUAAUAUGAACUAAUCUAAUCUCAGUAGACUGUGUACAACAAGCUGUUCAAAUAUUCAUGUGAUCAUAGAAAGUGGAGUGCUGGGUUUACCCUUGACUACAUUUGUGAUUACGUGUUAAGUACAUUGUUUGUUUGAAGGCUGGAGAGCAAGAUUUAGUUUCCGUAAGGGUAAAAAAAUGUACUAAUUAGUCUGUUUCAUCUCAGUUUUUCAGGAAUGUUUCACUGAACUAUAUUUGUCUUCUCUGCAGAGACAUUUUAAACUGGGUUUCCCACAUUUAUUGCUCAGCGAUUCGUUUUUUGUUUUUUGACACUUUGAUGUAUUUUAUUCAGAGUUGUAACAGUCUAAUCCUGUAAAAAGUCAAUCACCAAACUGACCAGUUGCCGUUAAAGGUUUCCUGCAGAGCUUUUGACCACUAGUGGCGCUGUAGAGCAAUGUUUCGAGGAGACGCAACACGAUUAAACUUUGUGCCUUUUUCCGACUAUGAAGUCGAUUUUGAUUUAAAAUGUUUUUAUUUAGAGACAGGCAAUGCUUUUAAAUGUCUGUAAUGUCUCAACAGUUGGUGGCAUUCAAGUAUGUCAGAAUGCAGCAAUAAAAGCAGGUGUACAAUGCAUUUUUUUAAAAACAAAAUCACAUUCGUAUUGUACAUUUAAAAACUGUUACCACACAGACAAAAGCAGUCUAUAUUUAAGUUACUUGAACGUCAGCAAACACGGCAUCAGAUGUCUGUUCUUUGGAGUGUGAGGAUCAAUUUAGAAACAUGUCUAACAAUGAAAUAUGACCUAAUAAAUAGAUUGGAUAAGGACCAGUGUCCUUUAUAGAGAGUCAUCAAACUAUAUAAAAGUCAAAUCAACUCACUGUGAUGGACUGCACUAGAAAGCAGUAAAGCAGUUGUUUGUGAUUUGCUGUUUAAAAGAGAUCGGGGGGUUAAAACCAGGUUUAUGCCACGUGUGAACCCUGGAGGAAACAUGCUGCAGAGUAAAUAUUUAAUAUAAUAUGAAGGUAGGACAUUGUCAAGGGUUUAAAAAAAGACGUUCAUAGAUGUUGCUGAAUGUCAUUAAAACUCCUCUGUUUACUUAUAAAACAGUGCGACAGUCCCGGGUUUGUUUUUGUGGAUGAAAUCUACAUUAGAAAUAUUUCAAGAUUCAAACUCAGCGGGAAAUAUGAUGAUUGUGUUGUAGUUUCAGCAACACGUGCAGAAUAAUCACUGUGUUUAUGUUUUUUGAUCAACUGAACAAAUAUAGUUUGAGGUUGUUUAGCUGGAUCACUUCUUUUGUUAAUGAUUUCUGUAAUUUGCAUGUUUGAGUUGUAAUCCAGCUCCACGCGAGCAUCGCAUUAACCAACAGUCGGUCGGAUGUUGUAUAAAGACUGUAGAUACGUUUGUUUCACGUGUUGCUCUCUGGAGUCUGAUCACCUCAGAAUAAAUUCAUACGCUGGUUUUUGCUGCAGAAAAAAAAAAGUUUGAUUUGUUUCGAUUAGAGAGUUUUGUGUCGUUCAGUUUCAGACUGGCAGUGAUUUUAAUCACGAGGAAACGAUAUAAACUAACUGUUGCAUAUAUUAGAAAGCAGAGGUGUAUGAUGUGAUCACACGGCGAGGUUCGCGGCCCAGCGACUCUUAAUGGACUCGAGUGAGAACGUCUGCUGUGUUAAUAUGUAGAACACAAUCACCAAAAUGCAUUUUUGUGAGUCAUAAUUUCAAUAAAUAUUUACAGAAAUUUGUGAGGCCAUCUGUGUCUUUUUUAUUUCUCACAAGUGAGAACAACAAGUGAAGGAUGGCUGCUAUGGAAACACAGAGGGACAUUUCAACCUGAAGCACAUUAACUGGGUCAGAACAACAAAAGAAAUGUCAAAUUGAAACUGAUGAUACAUAUUUAAACUUUAAUUUGUGUUCGGGGGACUGUGAGGAGCACACGGCAACUUAAGCAGCUGCAACGUGUUACGUCAGCAAUCUGCAAUGAGUGUGUGUGCUGACUUAAAAAGGUCUAGUUUGUAGGAUUUAGUUGCGCCUAACAGUGAAGUUGCACGCCUCACCCUCUCCUUCAAGCAUGUAGGAAAAACUCUUGCUGUUUUAUACAUUUACUUUUAAGUUUUUGGGUCAGAACAUAUGAAAACUCCAGAAGUCUUCAAGAUCUUGCUGUGAGGCAACACUGCUAACCACUACACCACCGUGCUGCUCAGCUGAACAAAUUCAGAUGCAAACAUGAGCCAAGAGACUAAAAUAGUUGAACACAAUUUCUUAUAUUCGUGAUCCAGAGGAGGGUGGUGGCAGGGGAGGGUUUUUCUGAGGUGCAUGGGGAGUUAGGCAAGAGUUUCCACGAGCAAAACAACAGAGCUACAGCACAAAGCUUUAACUCUAGUGU
Larimichthys crocea (large yellow croaker) is the source of this 8043-nucleotide messenger RNA. RefSeq names its product probable serine/threonine-protein kinase kinX. The record is from RefSeq and is a predicted model, not a curated record. Gene Ontology annotation, molecular function: signaling receptor binding. Bases 303 to 2831 code for a protein of 842 amino acids. Lineage: Eukaryota; Metazoa; Chordata; Actinopteri; Sciaenidae. The transcript is spliced from 25 exons. Gene Ontology annotation, cellular component: membrane; sarcoplasmic reticulum.